Didymosphaeria variabile is the source of this 1527-nucleotide messenger RNA. RefSeq lists its product as uncharacterized. The record is from RefSeq and is a predicted model, not a curated record. Bases 1 to 1527 code for a protein of 508 amino acids. The transcript has a single exon. Lineage: Eukaryota; Fungi; Ascomycota; Dothideomycetes; Pleosporales; Didymosphaeriaceae.
AUGGCCUCCUCAAACAAUGACAUACCAACACCAGUCCCGUUCCCUCGCCCCGAUGCCACGCAGACCACGCCGCCGUCAACGAGCGCCACUCCGACAACACCCGUCGCAAAGCGGUCGCGCACGUCUACCAAUGCGUCUACCAAUUCAGUCACCAGUCGUAUCCGUACCGCGAGUAUAAAGGCUAUGGAAGCUGCGCCACCGCCUGGCAUGUGGGCAGCUACAGGCUCUGUGACCGCGAAAGCGCCUACGCUGGCAGAGAUCAGGGGCGGUCACUUCGACGAGUCGGGCUGGAAGGAGGAGCCGCAGCGGAUGAAGGCGGAACGAAGAGGAAGCAAGAACGAGAUCAAUGCGCGGUCUCUGCAAAGAACGGGCAGCAAUCUGCAGGACCUCGUCGAGCAUGGAAGCGAAGAUCGACCGCCGGUGAACACUACGCAGACAAGUCCGUCUGAUAAGCUCAAGUCGCAAGGCGCGCAGCAGUCUGUUGAGCCGUUCCCUACGUUGACGGAGGAAGAUAUGAAUGCACAUCUUCCGCAAGAGCAGGCUCCUCCCUACGACAUAUCACAAGCACCAAGCUACGAGGACGCUGCGAAGGAAGACUUGAAGGAUGGGUCGAAGAUCAGAGGAAAGGGCAAGUCGAGUAGUGACAAAUCUAAAGAAGAGCCGCAGCAUGUAUGUUUGUUUCGAAACUCCUCUACUACAAAUCUGACCAUGCGACAGUACGCCAACGGCUAUGUACCUCCACCAAAGCUACCAUGGACAACCUCGACCGUCAUCGGGCUGAAAGCCUUCUGGAAGUGGUUUCUCACAAUUCCGGGCUUUCUCAUCACACUGUACGGUUUGAACGUGGUGGCCUGGGGCGGCAUGCUCUUCCUUCUCCUCUGCAACGCUGCACCCGCCAUGUGCACCCCAACGUGCGACGACAUCCAGUCUCCGCGACGAAUAUGGGUCGAGAUCGACUCGCAAAUCCUCAACGCACUUUUCUGCGUCACCGGCUUUGGGCUUGCGCCAUGGAGGUUUCGCGACUUAUUUUGGCUGGGAUACUGGCGUCUCGGUGGCGCGACGCGCAAACAGAUCGGCAUGAGGAGGCUCGCAGGCAUACAUCGUGGAUGGUUCCGCUUGCCUGGCUCGCAGGAGCUGCCGGAAGAUGCGGACGCCUCGACUGUGAACCCGGAUGAUCCCGCUGUGCCGAUACCCGUCUCGAAAAUCCCCGAUCCCCCGCCCACGGGUAUGCGCGCGCCGCCUACCAAGGGCUGGAAGAUGGACUUCGUGGUGUGGAUGAACGUGUGGAACACUUUCUUCCAGGUCGUGCUGUGCUUUUACAUGUAUAACUACAACAGGUACGAUCGCCCGUCAUGGGCAACGGGCCUCUUCGUCGCGCUGGGCUGUGUUGUCGCAGGUGUAGGAGGCAUCAUGAUGCACAUCGAAGGCAAAGCUGUGAAGAAGGUCGAAGGCGUACCCAUGCCUGAAGGUGGAUACCAAGGUGUACCGGGAGAUGCGGAAGCUCAGCCUCUCCAGACUGGCAGGUAG